Paecilomyces variotii is the source of this 1188-nucleotide messenger RNA. RefSeq names its product putative pirin domain protein. The record is from RefSeq and is a predicted model, not a curated record. The transcript is spliced from 2 exons. NCBI's taxonomy places the organism in Eukaryota, Fungi, Ascomycota, Eurotiomycetes, Eurotiales, Thermoascaceae. The coding region runs from base 220 to 1122 and encodes 300 amino acids.
AUGCUGAGCGAGUCUCGCGAUUCAAAUUUCCGCACACUGAAUUCUUCCAGAAUCUCCCAGUAUAUUAGGUGUGCAUUAGAUGAAGAGCGCUCUUGCCAUUUUAUCUGCGCCCAUUGUUGCCAUAAUCGCAAUCCUGUUCUCGAAACAGGUCCAUCAGUUAUAUCGCGCAGCAUUGAACACCAUACUUCCCACAGACCUUAAAACGCCUGUUCGGACUGCAUGACUUCUACUGCUACCUUCUCUAUUAAGAACAUCAUGCCAAAGCUUUCUCACGCUACCAUUGUCCCGCGUCGGUCCAGCGAGCGCGGCCAUGCUGAUCAUGGUUGGUUGAACUCAUACCACACAUUCAGCUUCGCUAGCUACUAUGAUCCUCGAUUUGAACGAUUCGGUAGCCUGCGUGUCCUGAACGAAGACCGAGUGGCGCCCAGGACAGGUUUCCCGACACACCCCCAUCGCGAUGCCGAAAUCUUCAGUUAUAUCCUGUCGGGAGAACUCACGCAUCGGGACAGCAUGGUUAAGAAAGGCGCAGAGGGGGCACAAGGGAAGGACUUUUAUCGGAUGAAGAGAGGCGACGUGCAAUUCACCACUGGUGGAACAGGCAUCGCUCACUCCGAGAUGAACGAGCACCUAACCGAGCAUGUACACUUUCUUCAGAUCUGGGCUCUCCCGUGGAAGCGUGGCCUGAAGCCGCAAUAUCACACUAAGACAUUUGACGAAGCUGCGAAGCGAAAAGGCUUCCUUCCCAUCCUGUCUCCGCUGGCAGCUGGGCCGAAUGCCUCUGGAGCUGAAGAAGAAGCUGCGACCCCUACUAUUCCUGAGACGAUCCCAAUCCAUGCCGACUUCGUGAUGGGUGCUGGUUUGAUUCCUGUCGGCCAGCGAUUCAAGUGGACUGUCGGUGGACCUCAUGAGAAUUCCACUACCACUGCAAGCAACCGGAAUGUAUAUGUGCACGUACCUAUGACCAAGGGCGGAAAUGCUAAGGUUAGAUUGGAUGGACGAGAAAACAAAGUGCUGUCCGAGGGCGAUGGGGCGUUCAUCAGCAAAGUGAACAAGGGUGAUGAACUGAGCGUCGAAAGUAUUGGUGAAGCAGAGGCAGAGGUCGUUAUUUUGGAUAGCGAUUAGAUUAUCUCCUAGAAGUCCUUAUGUACCUAAUAAUAUCUUAAUUCUGCUUCGUUUUCGCAAUAUAGG